AUGCCGCUGACGUUCACGGAGGGCGAGAACGGCUACCUCGCGGGCUGGUGGACGACAAGAGUGGUCGCUUAUCUCCCGACGUUCCCGCCGCCCCAGCUCGAGGGCAGCGCGCUCUACCCGCUCUGGUGCCUCUACCGGGGCCGCAUGCUCGCCCAGAACCACGUCGAGUACGCCCUGCCCCUCGGCGAGGCGCGGCGGCUGCUGAGAGUCGCGCGCGAAGCGUACCCAAGAGCGCCCGUCCUCGACCUCUACGCGGGCCGCUGCCGGCCCUGGCCCCUCGCGGGCGCGAACGCGAGCCUGCCGGACUCCUACGCGGCGCCGUGCCCCCGGCUCGGUCGCGCGGCGGGCGACGGCGCGCGCGACGUCGCGUGGGCGCCCGACUGGGCCGCGGACACGCGCUUCGCGCUCGAGCACCUGGAGGACGUCAUGCUCUACUGGUUCGAGGACCGCCAGGACCCCGACGGGUCCUUCGGCGGCGGCUGGGGCGACGACGUCGAGGCCUGGCGCAAGUUCAAGGCCUUGCUCCUCGGCUUCGACUUUUACCGCUACAAGGCCGGCUGGGAGCGCGUCUCGCGGAGCGUCCACGGCAAGUCGUCCAUGCGCCGGGGCUACAGCGACCACAUGUCCGACGUCGAGCACUCCGCGGAGCCGUCCGCGGACACGGUCUGGCCCAUGCAGCUCAUCAACUGGGGCGCCUCUUACGACGACGACUCCGCGAACGCGUGGCGGACCAUCGCGGCCAGGAUCGGCGCGCUCCAGGACGCCCACUGGCUCGUCGAGCGCGAAACGAAGAGCGGCGCCAAGACGCACGUCGUCGAGAACCUCAUGCACGCGUUACAGGCCGCGGCGACGAUCCACGAGGACCCCUUCUACAUGCUGCCCUUCCUCUCCAUGACCGCGACGCUCAACGCCGUCUACAACGGCACCUACGCCGGGCCGGAGGACGAGGGCUCGGCCAAGUGGGCCGCGCUCGAGCUCGAGUCCGCGGUGCAGUCGACGCUCAAAGUCGCGGACGCGCUGGGCCUCCUCGGCUUCGUGCCGCCGGACGUAAAGCACUACUACGAGACCCACGGCCGGCCGUCGGGCUACGAGGCCUACCGCCUCGGCUUCGACGACGCCUGGGACGGCACGGGCGAGUUCCGCGACUACUUCAGUUACGACGAGGCCGCGUUCACGACCGAGGUGCGCUUCACGGACCGCAUCUUCUCCUUCCACGGCGCCUGGCGCGCGGCUUUGGGAGACGACGAGCGAUAUCGGAGCGGCAAGCGCGACUACAAGCCCGACAAGCUCUACAUGGCCGUGACGGGCGACGUCGUCGCGCCCAACACGCUACCGGUUCGCGCGGUCGUCUGGCGGACGCGCGCGGCGGACCUCGGCGUCAUCGUCUGCCCGCUGCCGAGGGUGGCGCGCACGCCGCGGGGCCAGACGUCCUUCGUGGCGAAGUUGUUUCAUUUUGGCGAAUCGCCGCGGCCCAUGGGCGCGGUGCUGCACGAGCUCGCGGACGGUUCCUACUCGUGGUUCGUCAUAUCCAACGGCACCUUCGUCGACGUCGCCAUCAGCGCCGCGGGCGGCCUGGACAACGCGACGAAGCUCGAGGCCGCGGCCCAGGACAUGGCCUUCGGCCCCGGGGUUCUCGUCGAGGCCUCGGGGUCGCUCGACGUCGCGCGGCCGCGCGCGGCGACGCCCCUCGACUUCGUCCUCCCGCCGCGCGUCGCCGUCGAGCUCGGCGUCUUCCGGGUGGGGCGAUAG
Aureococcus anophagefferens is the source of this 1749-nucleotide messenger RNA. RefSeq lists its product as hypothetical. Bases 1 to 1749 code for a protein of 582 amino acids. The record is from RefSeq and is a predicted model, not a curated record. The transcript is spliced from 2 exons. NCBI's taxonomy places the organism in Eukaryota, Pelagophyceae, Pelagomonadales, Pelagomonadaceae.